UUACAUAUAGAACCACGUUAAUAAGUGUGAUGAUAGUGUGUCUUCUGCCAUGUUCACACAGGCAGAUGUCAAACAUCCCCAUAGUACCAGUGGAAUCUUUAUCCGACCUGCUGCGUGAUUCCAACUUCACGCCAAGACCAUGACACUGCGUACUCUAACAUACGGGGUCAAGUGACGUGAAUAUGGCGGGAGAGAAAAGUGAAACCUGUGAUUCGCCUUCCUCGAUAUUGCAGAUUGCUCCUGUAACACCCCUUCUUUGCACAGACGAGAAGUCGUCGGAUCACGAGUUAUCCCCCAUGACAGACACUGUUCCUCCUCCAGAUGGCGGAUGGGGGUGGAUGGUUGUUUUGGGCAGUUUUUUGGCUCAUCUUAUCAUAGGAGGAUUUAUGCGAUCUGGAGGCGUAAUAUUCAUUGAACUUCAGCACAAAUUUCACCAGUCAGCCUCAGAUACAGCAUGGGCGGUAUCCCUUCACACAAGUCUCCGUCUUCUAUUCGGUCCACUUGCCAGCAUGUUGUGUAACCGGUUUUCCUGUCGGACUGUGACCAUCAUGGGAAGUCUUAUGUCAGCGGUCUCUGUCCUCAUCAGUGGAUUUGUUAAUAAUCUGUUCAUUCUUUAUCUAACUAAUGGUCUACUGCUCGGUAUAGGCCAGGCUCUUAUUUAUACCACAUCUGUUGCCAUAGUUGGACUUUAUUUCCACGCGCGGAGGGGCACGGCUGUUGGUAUUGCUAACGCCGGGGUUGGGGCUGGAACCUUUUUAUUUCCACCCCUCCUUGAGAUAAUGUUUGGACAGUACGGGUUUAUGGGUACCUUCCUCAUCAUGGCUGGUCUGUUUCUCAAUGGUGUGGUGUGCGGCGCCCUCUACCGGCCUCUCCAUGUUGAAGAUGACGAGCUUGUAGUUGAGUACAGUAAACAGCAACAUGGUGGUCACAAUGUAACGGACAGUGGAAGUGUCGUCUUGGUUCACUUUUCGCGAGAGGAUCUGCGUGCACUGUCGCACUCCAGUUUGUGCUAUGAUAUAAACAUACUUGGAAGCCUUCAACACCUUAACAAACCCGCCAAAGUUAAUGUUAUACCUGUUCCCGCCAGGCCACUGGGCUCAUCCUAUGAUGCCAUGUCACAUCACGGUAGGGUUAGAGCAGAUAGCGAUUCCUGCAGUCCGCGAGCAAAGCCUUUGUUAGGGUCUGAUUUUGAUAUGACAAAAGAGCGGAUAAGAUCCGGAAGUGAUAUGACACCAAUUAAAAAGCAAGCAUUCAUUAACAGCAUGAACGCCAAAUCGGCCAUGUUGCAGGUCACAGACGUUAAACGAUGUGAAAGUGACACUUUAUCAAAAACGGAAACAGAUGACGAAUCGGAAGAAGAUAAGAAAGAGAAGAAAAUGCUCGAUUUGUCUCCUCUAAAGAACAUCCGGUUUGCUACCCUGGGAGUAGGGAUAGGCCUCCUAACAUUGUCAUUCCAGUCUUCCUUUGUGUUCUUGCCCCCGCUGGUGCUACAAAGGGGACUCUCAGAGAGUCAGGGAGCUUUUCUAGUCUCUAUUACGGGUGCCAUGGAAACAUUUGGCAGCGUGACGUCUGGAUUUUUGGUUGACCUUGACAUUGUCCGACCACAUCGUCUCACCAUCUAUAACGCUGCCAUGGUGCUACUUGGCGUAUUGACUUUGGUGAUGCCCUUCUUAGAUUUUUUCAUCUUGCUAGCGUUUGUGUGCGGGGUGUAUGGAUGUGUAUUAGGUAUGUGUCUAGCACAAAAAGCAACACUCGUGGUGGACAUUACUGGGGUAGACAAUCUUGUGAGUUCAUUCGGAAUCCUCGUCUGUUUUCAGGGUAUCGGAACACUAAUUGGACCGCCUUUAGCAGGUGCCAUUAAAGACAUAACGGGGAGGUACCAGGAUGGUUUCCUAGUAGGAGGUGUUAUCCUUGUAUGUGCUGGGUUGAUUCAGGCUGGUGGUCUUCUCUAUCAUCGUCUCUCACACUCUCGGCAGGACAAAGAUAGCUAACAAAACCUGGCCAUUGCAACACACGGGAUGGAACGAAGAAAACACUGGAUGAGAUGUUACCUGAUGUCUUGGCUCUAUUAUCAUAGAGUAUACAUUAUAUUCUACAAGCCUUUUGUAUUCAGCUAUUAUUGUAUUUUGAGCUGUCACUUACGUAAUCCUUCACGACAGGCACAAGCAGCGUGCUUAUACAUUCCAUCCGUGAUCUUCAAUGAGCUCCCUUAAUAGUUGUUUGGUUACAUAAAAUUCCAGCUUCUAAAUAAGUCGUAUUCAAUUAUCCUGAUAAGACAUCGGAAUUUAGAGUUAAGGGUUUUAAAAAAAAUCUUUAAAGUUAUUAACGGUUUCAAAUUAAAACAAAAUACUUUCACAUAUCUGCUUGAAAAUCAGAACAUUUUCGAAUCUCUAUUGCUACUAACGAUAUUUAUACAGACCUGUUUGAUGAGUACUUUAUACAGGGAUAUUUUCGACGCAGUUUUACAUUCGUACAUUGUGCCUUUUUAUCAGUAAGACGAAGAUGAAACGUCAAUUAACGUUUAAAGUGAUGGAAGAAAUGUGCCAUUAUGCUUUCAGGACAAAUUUGACACUGGACGAAAGACAAUGUUUUAUCGUAGGGCGAAAAUAACACGAGGUGAAUAUACAGUACUGCAUUUAAGAUGCAAUCAACACAUUUGCGCGUGAACCGUGAAAGAAGAAGACAUUUGCUAUAAACAAAUGUUGGAAAAAUCAGAAAGAUAAUAAUCUAGGACUGAUUAAGUGUGAGUCAAACAUUUUAUAUUUCCUUACCUCGCCCAUAACAGAAUUAAUUGUCCGUCACGAAAGACGAGAAGAUAUCAAUUGCGUCCAUUUACUACAAAUAGAUACAUUGUAUAGUGUCUACCUCAUUUUGUACUGAGCAGUGUGUUUAAGUGUGUUCAAAAUAUUUAAAAAAUCAUAAAUUUUUUUGAAGUAUUAUAAUCACGUCGCCAGCAUGCCUGCCACUGCGAUCACAUGUUGUGUUGAUGAGAAUAGUUGAUAAGAGGUGGAUUUUUGUUAAACAACCGGGGAAAGAUUUUGAAUGAAUGUUUAAACAAUCAAAUAUCAAGGUUACUAAAACUCAUGAACUUAAUUCUUAAUUUUGACAAAAAAGAAGUAUAGCAGUAUUUGUUUGUUGCACGACACGGUUCAUAUAUAAGCGAUAUUAGCUGAAGGUCAGGGACAUCGUCCCUAAAACAAAAUUAUGAAAUAUAGUCGAAAUUAAUGAUGUAAUGCAAUGAAAAUGAUUUGAGCUAGAUGGAAUACUGACCUGCUUGGUUAAAGAAAAAGGUUCUUACUAUCACAACUAUUUUUGACAUGUGAGUGUGCAUUUGGACAAACCUCGGAAAAGAUCGAACGUGAUAAAUCCACUGUUAGCGUAAACAUCACUUUAGUUGGCGUGGUCAUCGAUCUAGUGGACGCAUGAAUUGGACUUAUUUGACGUAAUAGAAAUUGUUGGGGUUUUUUUUUUAGUUAUUUUUAACCUCGUUUUAUACAUUCCUUUAUAUUACAUGCACAUGGAGUAAUUAUUGAUGCUAUCGAAGUCAAACUUUAAGGGGAACUCUCGCGUCAAAAACGUGAGAAAUAUUUUUCGUAUUCUAUGCAAUAUACAUGUGUUAUAACACGAUAUGGGAGAUAUUAAUAUUUCAUGUUAAGAUGAGGUAUAUCACACUGUUUUCGGGAAUUCAUUUACUCAUUUGAUCUAUCGCGAUUAAGUUUGUGUCUGUCAUGGUAUGAGAAGUCAAUGGUAUUUGUUGUAAUAUAUCCAAAUCAUGACCAGCCAAUCAGAACAGGAAAAGCUGUCAGCGUGGUAACUAAUCACUGACAUUGAUAAUUCCAACGUUGUUAUACAACACAGUGAGAACAUUGAGUUUUAUGCAUCAGUGAAAAUAAUUGCCGAUGUUGAAUUUGUAUUUCAGUCUAAUCAUGGCGGACAUUUAAUUAUAUCGAAAUGUCAAUGCCAGAAUAUAUUUUCAAAAUUAUUGCAUACUUAAAAGGUGCCAAUACUUGUUUCAUGUCUUUCGGGUCACGAUAUCUGUAUAUGAUUCUUCCGUUAGUACGAAACCGCUCUAUUUUCAAAUAGAUAUUUCAGUAGAGCGGUUUAGCAUUGGUUGAUAGGCAAUAACAUAUGUUUGUAGCUAAUAUGAAUUAAACCCCAAGGGUUCGCUGAAGGCAGUUUUCUUUAGAACUUAGAUUGUAGGUGAGACUUGAUCGACAAGGGCCGCACAUAGGACUUUCGCACUCAAUGAUUUGUAAAAGGUGUGUUCGUUGUAAACCAUCGUCGGUAGCUAGUAGAUGUUCUAUUAUUAUCGUUAUUGUUAAGUUUAUAUACAAAAUGUGUGAUUAAUGAAUUUUUGAUUUAUUGCUGGUAACAAUCUUGUAUCCCAUCCUAUAAAGUUUACAGGUCAAAGUUGAUCCGAUAUUCAAGGGUUUAUUCCAAAUAUAACAUUUUCCGUACAGGAUGUUGACAGCUGACAGAUAUAAUUUCUGGUUGUAGCAAUGAUCUUCUUCCGAAUAUUAGACUUCUUUGUGCGACAUGAAGUUGGACGUGUUUGAUGCUCGUUGAUAUGCUUGGUGCCCAAAUAACUAAUUUUGAAUUAUCUAGUUGCGGCUGUCAUAGAUAAAGCCCCUUCGCAGCUCAUAUUCUUAUUCUCCUGGAAACUUUUCCUUGAUUUCCACGUAAACCUUUCUUUAGUUCAUAUUUUACCCUCGUGCCAUCGAAACUGAUUUUGAAAUAAGAUUCAGUCGAUAUUUUAGUGUUGUCGUUGUUGCUUUUAAACUACUGUCCGAAAUAUCAUUGGUAUUUUUUUCAUUUUUCUAAACAAUAUGCAUUUACAUGUUUCCUUGAAGUCCUGACAUUUUUGUUGUUGUCGUCGUUGUUUAGAUAUUAUUCAUUUCACUUUUUUUCCGUUUAAGUGCUGUCAUUAUUUCAUAGCAUCCUUAUGAGUCAUUGUUCGUUUGAGGUUUAUUGGUACAAACUGACAAAAACAAAAGAUUAGUCGUAAUAAAGAGUUUUUUUUUCCAGACGACACCGGCAAUAUACUUUCAUUUUUAGUCGUGUUGUAAACAAUACAUUUUUUCUACAAAGAAAAGUUCCUAUUUUGAUACUGCCGAUCUGUUAAGACUCUGAUUUAUGUGAUGAUAGCAUAUGCGAGGUUUUUUUGGUACAUGUAUGUUUAUAUUGUAUUGUUAUUCGGAUGUUAACCAGGUGCCGUUAAAAUGCUAUUUAUAUGUUUAUAUAUCUUAUAAAGGAGCGAUAAUUGACGCAAGAUGACGAAUAAAAUAAUAGAUAAAUA
Messenger RNA from Ylistrum balloti, 5296 nucleotides. Its product is annotated as monocarboxylate transporter 12-like. Gene Ontology annotation, biological process: monocarboxylic acid transport; transmembrane transport. Gene Ontology annotation, molecular function: monocarboxylic acid transmembrane transporter activity. The coding region runs from base 183 to 1991 and encodes 602 amino acids. The transcript is spliced from 7 exons. The record is from RefSeq and is a predicted model, not a curated record. Lineage: Eukaryota; Metazoa; Mollusca; Bivalvia; Pectinida; Pectinidae.